This is a messenger RNA of Aspergillus ibericus CBS 121593, 2026 nucleotides long. RefSeq names its product alpha-mannosyltransferase. Bases 403 to 1866 code for a protein of 487 amino acids. Gene Ontology annotation, biological process: mannan biosynthetic process. Gene Ontology annotation, cellular component: Golgi apparatus. The record is from RefSeq and is a predicted model, not a curated record. The transcript has a single exon. Gene Ontology annotation, molecular function: alpha-1,2-mannosyltransferase activity. NCBI's taxonomy places the organism in Eukaryota, Fungi, Ascomycota, Eurotiomycetes, Eurotiales, Aspergillaceae.
ACAUCCGGUGGGUCGCCCUGGAACCAUCAACCAGAACCAAGCCGUCGCUCUCGAACGGACCAUCCUGCAAUCUGUCCGGCCUUCGCUUGCUUUUUCAUCUCGGCCUUUUAAUUCUCCCUGGGUCCCUUGGUGAUCCAACCUUCCUCUCAACUCCCCUAUUCCCAGGCACUUAUUCCUCCUGGAGACGCAUGUCUUCUCACUGCAUAUCCGCCCAGCACCGUUUUCUCCACGUCCUUGCAUAUCCACUUCCGGGAUCUCUGUUGACGCCUCGAAACGCCUCCAUGUCGUUGCCCCUGCGCUAGCCGUCUCCUCCCGGCCUCCUACGUCAGACCCCCCUGCGAUCGCUAACGAUUCCUUCGCUCUCUACAAUAUUUUUUUUUUUGGCCAGCUCAUCAAGGCGCAAUGUUUCCCUCCCGAACUAUCGUACGAGCGCGUGCUCUACUCUUUGCGCUAAUCAUCGUAUCCACCCUCGUGUGGUCCUAUUCGCGCUGGCACAACUAUCCUCUCCCCGAGCAAGCCCAGAUCGUACGGCCUGUCUCCAAUGAUAGACAUACGGAAGGACACAUUCAAUUUUGGCGCCAAUUCCAACCUCUUCUGACCGCCAAUGAGCCGAAAUGUGAGCCGCCUUUGAGACUGGGAUCGGCGCCUUCGAUCAGAUUCGAGCAGUCGAACCCCGAGGAUCGGCCGGAGCUGCUGGACAUGCUCCCGUUCGACGUGGAAACUAUGAAGAAUAAGCACCGCGACUUUGUGACGGCAAUCAACACCAACCCACCUCAACUCAACUACACGCGCAACACGCGAGGCCUGGUUUCCACUGCGGGAGGGUCAUACCUACCGGUGCUGGUCAUCUCGCUUCGAAUGCUUCGCAGAACCGGUUCCAUGUUGCCCGUCGAAGUCUUCCUCGCAGAUGAGGAAGAGUAUGAGAAGCACAUCUGUGAUGUGGUCCUCCCAUCGUUGAACGCACGAUGUGUGGUGUUGUCGGAAAUACUUGAUGCUGUCUCGGGAGACAUGGAAAUCGAGAAAUACCAGUUCAAGCUAUUUGCCAUGUUGUUCUCUUCGUUUGAGGAGAUCCUGUUCUUGGAUGCUGAUGCAUUCCCGCUCCAGCCACCGGAAUUGUUAUUCACGAGUGGACCUUUUGUCUCAACCAAUAUGGUCACCUGGCCCGAUUUCUGGGCAUCUACUGUGUCGUCAUACUAUUACGAGAUCGCCUCUCAACCUUAUCCCGAAAAUGCUGUCCGGCAGUCCAGCGAAUCCGGGGAGGUCCUCCUGUCGAAGAAGACGCACAUGAAAACUCUCCUUCUGAGCACCUACUACAACAUCUGGGGUCCCGAUUUCUAUUAUCCCUUGCUAUCUCAAGGCGCAGCCGGGGAAGGCGACAAAGAAACCUUUGUCGCCGCCGCCAUGACGCUCCAGGAACCAUACUACCAGGUCUCGGAACCGAUCUGCGCCAUCGGCCACGGCACCGACGGCGGUCUGGCCGGUUCAGCCAUGGUCCAGUUCGACCCGAUCGAGGACUACGCUCUGACCCAGAAGGGCGAAUGGCGGAUACAUGGGUCCAAGGCGCCAGCUCCCCGAGCCUUCUUCAUCCACGCCAACUUUCCCAAAUUCAACCCGGCCACCGUGUUCGAUAAGCAAGCCGUGAACCCGGCUUUUGCGGAUGACGGUAGCUACACGCGCGCGUGGACCAUCCCCGACAACGUGAUCCGGGCCUUCGGCACGGACGUCGAGAAGCAGUUCUGGGAGGAGAUCCUCUGGACCGCGUGCGAACUCGAAGACAAGUUUAGCACUUGGAAAGGCAAAAAGGGCAUUUGCAAGGGGGUGACGAGAUACUGGAAUGCCAUGUUCGGAAUUGGGCAUGCUCGGUGAACUGACAUCGGUUUCCCGUCUUUAUCACCAAAGCGCUGGUCGGAUCCCUAGCAGCCUUGUUAGCAGCCCUGGAUAGCGUUUGCUGUUCGCUUGAGACGAUCUACCACAUGGGUUGCUAUGAAAGCUUUUUCCCAUGCCUCGUCCAUCGGCAUACGAUCCG